Molecule: messenger RNA, 2166 nt
Organism: Entrophospora candida
Lineage: Eukaryota; Fungi; Glomeromycota; Glomeromycetes; Entrophosporales; Entrophosporaceae
Source: the annotation of a GenBank genome assembly
AUGCUUCAACAAGUCGUUUCAUACGUUGCUGGAACAUCUGUACUUCGCCAGUAUGAACUUGGCGAACAAAUUGCGAGUGCUGGUCUAUGGAAAAUAUAUUCAGAAAAUCCAUUAAGAAAAGUUACUGAUAAAAGAGAAUCAGAUCGAGUAUAUUCAGUUUUAAAAAAAGAGGCUAGCCAACUUUCUAGAUUAAGGCAUCCAUCAAUUCUUGAAGUAGUAGAAGCAGUUGAAGAGUCAAGGACUGUUAUUACAUUCGCAACAGAACCAAUUAUAGCGUCACUUUCAAAUUUACUUGGUAAUUACGACAACUUGUCACCUAUUCCAGAUGAUAUCAGAAAAUUUGAAAUGGAUGAAUUAGAGAUACAGAAAGGAUUAUUACAAAUUGGAAAAGGUUUACAGUUUUGUCAUAAUGAUGCCAAAAUUGUACACUCAAAUCUUGUCCCGGAAGCAAUAUUUGUUAACGUAAAGGUAAUAAAUAAUAUAUAUAAAUAUUCGGUGAUUGGAAAAUUGGAGGUUUACGAUUAUCCUGAUUUUGAUUCACGUAUACCGGCUUAUGCACAAAAAAAUUAUGAUUUUAUGGCACCGGAGUAUGCAUUGGAUGAAAAUGUUGAUUUUGCAAAUGACAUGUUUGCUCUUGGAUGCUUAAUAUACACAGUACACAAUCAUGGAAAAGGACCAUUACAACAUCAUAAUAGCAUGAAUACAUUUCGAAAAAACGCCGAACAAAUAUCAUCUCUUAAUUACAAUCAACUUCCUCCUCAUUUACACGAGGUUAUGUUUCAUCUUAUAACACGUUAUCCUUCUCAGAGAAUGAACGCAACAGAAUUUCAAUCAAGCAAAUAUUUUGAUAACAUUUUAGUUUCUACUGUAAAAUUUUUUGAAAGCUUCCCAGAAAAAAGUAAUGAUGACAAAGCAAAUUUCAUGAAGGGACUAAUACGUAUUUUACCACAAUUUCCAGAAAGAGUAUUGUUAAGAAAGAUUUUGCCAUGUCUUAUUCAAGAAAUUAAAGAUCAGAAUCUUCUUCCAUUUAUUUUGCCAAAUAUAUUUUUUAUUUCACAAAAAAUUCAACUUGAUGAUUUUUAUGAAAAAAUUUUGAAGCCACUUAAGCCAAUUUUUGCUAUAUCUGAACCUAUGCAAAGCAUGAUUAUUUGUUUAGAUAAAAUAGAUUUAUUUAAAUCAAAAACGUCAACGUCAAUUUUUAAAGAGGAUGUUAUGCCAUUAAUUUAUUUUGCGUUAGAGGCAAAAUCUCCAGCAAUACAAGAAAAAGCUCUUAGAGUUGUACCUAAUGUAUUAGACAGGUUAGAUAUUACUACAGUAAAAUCUUCAUUAUUUCCAAGGAUUCAGAAUCUAUUUGUUCAUACAACAAUUUUGGCAGUAAAAGUUACAACAUUAACUUGUUUACAAACAUUAAUAAAAUCAUUGGAUAAUUUUACAAUGACUGAAAAAUUAAUGCCUUUAUUAAGAGGAAUUAAAACAAAGGAGCCCUCUGUGAUGGUUAAUACUCUUGCUGUUUAUGAAGAAAUGGGUAAAAAUAUGGAAAAGGAUGUAUUAGCAACAGAAAUUAUACCGCAUCUAUGGAAAUUAUCAAUCUUUCAAAAAUUCAUGAAAGUUAUCAAAGGAUUAAGUCAAAAAGUUGAAAAUUUGCAUUCACGCCAAUUACAAGAUAUUAGAAGCAUCGAAGAUAGUUCUAAAAAACAUUUGGAAGGUGGUAAAGGUACCAAUGGCGAAAAAAGCGUUCCAGUUGAUUUUGAAAAACUAGUUGGUUCUACCGGUAGUGGUGAUAUAAAUAAUAAUUAUUCUUCAGCAGGAGGCAAUAUAGGAUCAAUUGAAAUAUCACCGGAUCCUUUUGAUAAACCAGGGGCUAAUUCAGUUCCAAUUUUUAUUUCAUCGUUAGCUUCUUCAAAUAAGACUUCGCAAUUCACUUCUAAACUAUUAUCACCAACAACAACUUCAAAUAAUAUUCAAGCAUCUUUUCCUGCUCUUAAUUCUUUAAAAGCAAAUUAUUCUACAGCACAAAAUUUGAAUAAUGGCUUUUCAACUAAUACUACUAACAACAGAAAUAAUUCAACAACUCUAAAUUCAUUUGGAUCCUUAAAUAAUUUAUAUAACUCAACCACACCUAUAAUUCGUCUACCAACAAUUCAAAUUCAAAUGGACAAAAAAUAG